Lactuca virosa is the source of this 291-nucleotide messenger RNA. Lineage: Eukaryota; Viridiplantae; Streptophyta; Magnoliopsida; Asterales; Asteraceae. The record is from the annotation of a GenBank genome assembly.
AUGGUUAUGGAGAAAUCAAUUUCAAUUCAGAAAACCGAUCUCAGAAAACUCAAUAACAGAAAUACAAAUAAAACAAAAAACCGAGGACUGAUGAGGCUGUCAAUCGAUUUCAAUUAUACGAAUCGGUUUUCAAGGGAAAAGAAGAAGAACAUUCGAUCUAUUUACAGAGAAUCUAUUUUCAGGGAAAAAAAACUUACCUGCAACAUGAGGCCGUCGUCGCUGGCGGUGCUAGCGGAGGCUGUCGGAGGUGGUGAAUGCUGUCGGAGAAGGGUCAAUUUUGUUGGAGCUUAG